This is a messenger RNA of Heterobilharzia americana, 1513 nucleotides long. NCBI's taxonomy places the organism in Eukaryota, Metazoa, Platyhelminthes, Trematoda, Strigeidida, Schistosomatidae. The record is from the annotation of a GenBank genome assembly.
AUGUUAUUACGUAAAAUUGAAUAUUUGCUUUCAAGUGGAAUCGAUCCAAAUUUAUCCAAUGUUGAUGGACUGACAGCUUUACACCAAGCAUGUAUAGACAAUAAUGCUUUUUUGUGUAAUAUAUUACUCAAUUAUGGUGCAAACGUGAAUGCCCGUGAUGCAGAUCGUUGGACGCCUCUGCACGCUGCGUCAACAUGUGGUUAUUUACAAAUCUGUCAGCUAUUGAUCGAACGUGGUGCAGAUUUAAAAGCUUGCAACGCAGAUGGCUUAAUUCCCUAUGAUAUUUGUGAGGAUGAAAAAACUUCAAAUUAUCUUCAGAGUCAAAUGCAAAAGUUUGGUAUAUCCCUUGAAGAGAUAGAAGCUGCUCGUAGAGAUCUAGAAAUGCAAAUGCUUUCAGAUCUUAAAACGAUACGUUCAAAAGGAGGCAACUUGAAUACGCUGGACACACAAGGUGCUGCAGCCAUUCACAUUGCUGCAGCUAGUGGAUAUUGUGAAGUUGGUUUGUUCUUAUUACAGUCUGGUGUACACCCAGAUAGUUUGGAUGCAGAGGGAUGGACCGCUUCACAUGUUGCUGCCUGUUGGGGUGAACUUGAAAUGGUCAAAUAUGGGAAAACAGUCUUCACAAUAUGCGAUAAUGAUGAGACUCAUGAUGAAGUAUGCGCAAUAUGGAAUAUGAGAGAAAAAUUGAGAUCAAAUAUCAGGUCCAUUGAAUCAAAUGGUCUCCUUAAACCACUCCAUCGUAGAAGAAGUGCAUCUUCUGUUCAUCGUACUUCAAUGAGGGAGAAAUCAAAUUUGUCGAGACGUGAAGCCAAAGAAGAGGCUCAGUUUGCCCACUCUUCAUCAAAUUGCCUAACUGAUAUACCAACUGACUACGAGAAAUUCAAUCGAAGAGGGUCACAUGAGAAUGACAAGUUAAAGUCAGCUGAUCUAAGACAUGAAAAGCAAAACGUUCUUAUCACUGAUAUACACAUGCCUCUGACAUCAAAUGGUAUGGACACCAGUGAUGUAACUAGUCCUUCAAAAGUGAGAUUGCCGAAACCCUUCACACUUAAACAUGAAGACAGAAAGCGUGGUUCCAGGUUCCCUAUUUUACUGAGUGCAAAAGACUGUGAAACUAACUUAGGAGAGUAUAUGUAUCCUGACGAUAACACCCAUGCUCACUCCCAAAUAAAUCGUCACAAUAAUCAAGGUAUCGCUUCCCGUCAUCAUGAAACAGAGAUCCUACCAACUGAUUUAUAUAAACAACAAAGUAAUUCAAUUGAUGGACGAGCAGCAAUUAUUGAUAAACGAAGUCAUGCGGGUUCAAUCAGCUCACCCAAUCCUGGAAACGACACUCCGUAUCUUACCAACAGAGAAGUGUAUAUUGAUCACACAAAUUUUCUUUACCAGAAGCCCUGUUCCUCUGACUUACCAAUACCACAGUAUAUUGAUGCAGAAAGAUCAGGUGAAUAUCCUCAAACUUUAAUUAGUAACAAAUGUUGUCGAAGUUGUACAAUAAUUUGAUAAAUUUCUG